AAGCAGUUCUGUUAAGUUUUGGUUAGUUUAGAUAGGGGAGCUUAAAAAAUAUACGAGUUUCCGAAAUUUCGAAUGAUACCUCGGUUGGGUUACCAAUUGUUUCUAUGGUACAGUUUUUUAAAAUUUCGUAUGUUUGCAAUUUGCCGUUUCCCGUUAAAUGUGAGAGAAUUUUUAAGUAAAUUUACAGGUGCAUUUAUCGUUACUAGUAAAUAUUCUUUAAUAAUAAUUUCUGGUGUUUGUUGGAGGAGGUAAACAGGUACUCGGAAGGGCAAUGCCUAUGGGUGUGUUGGUUUUACUUCAGUUGAAGGCAUAUAAUUUUAUUGAGUGAGAUUCUAACCACAAAAAGUAUAAUGGGUUCAACCAACAUCCAAAUUUUGGUGAAAGCGCGGCCCCUUAUUGAAAGGGAAUUAUCUCAAAAAUUAAAACCCAUGUGGCGGAUUCAAAACAACAGUAUUUCACAGAUAAAUGAUGCUGAAGAUUGUAUUGGUGAAACUUACAGUUUUGACCAUAUUUCUAAUGAGGAACAAACCAAUGAAGAUAUUUACAAAUUAGUGGUCAAACCGUUAGUUCAUUCAUGCCUCGAAGGAAUUAACUCCACAAUUCUUGCCUAUGGUCAAACGUCUUCUGGCAAAACUCAUGUUAUGAUGGGUGAUAGAUCUGCUCCUGGCGUUAUAAGUCUGACAGUCAAUGAUAUUUUAGAAUAUAUUGAUAGUGACCCUGCAAAAAUUUAUUUGUUAAGAUGUUCUUAUCUGGAGAUUUAUAAUGAAAAAAUUCGCGAUCUACUGGACAGUCAAGUGAAAGAAGUUAAAAUUAGAGAAGAUAUUCAGGGAAUUCACGUAGCAGUUAAAGAGGAAAUUGUAAGAGAUGUGGGAGACAUAAUGGCCUUGGUAAAGAAGGGAAUGAAAACUCGAAAAAUCGGGUGCACUAACAUGAAUGAACAUUCCAGUAGAUCUCAUACCAUUCUUAAGCUGAUUAUCCAAGCUCAUUUAAAAGAUUGUGAAGGAUUAAUAACAGAAUCAUCGUUAAGUUUGGUAGAUCUAGCCGGGUCUGAAAGAGUGGGACAAAUGAAUAUGAAAGGUAAAAUGCAUAGUGAAGGAAUUUCUAUCAACAAAUCUUUAACCACAUUGGGAUUGGUGAUCCGGAAGCUCAGUGACAAUGAACAGUAUAUAAACUACAGAGACUCCAAAUUGACUCGUCUUUUGCAACAAUCACUAGGAGGUAACUCUAAAACUCUUAUAAUAUGUACUAUAACCACUGCAGCAGUUGAAGAAACAAAAUCUACCUUGGAAUUUGCCCAAAGAGCAAAAUUUGUUAAAAAUCAGCCUAUUGUAAAUCAAAAAAUUAAUAGUAAAGAUCAGGAACGAGUAUAUGAACAUCUAAUGAAUGAGUAUGAGAAAGCAAUUGAUAAACUUAGACAUGAGAUGAUUGAUAAAGAGCAAACAAUAUCAUCGUUAAAAGGGAAAAUUAAAAGUAUUAAAUCGUUCACAAGUAAAGUUCAGCAGGGUGAUCCGAAAAAAGGCGCAACCCAAGGUUUCUUACUGCGUAGACAUACAUUAGCUAAUUGCCAGGUAUUAUCCCCAAUUGAGGAAUCUGAUGAUAGCAGUGAAGACACGAAAAUGUCUCAACUUGACACUGCCACUUCUCUAAAGUCCUUUGAUGUUGAUUUGCCAGAAAGGAUAGCAGAUGCUUUUACGCAAACUAGUCCUUUACCUCUGAGAAAUUCCACCGAAGUGUUGACUUCACCAUCAGUACUUCAACAAAGAAUUUUACUUUUGGAAAACUCAUAUCAGAGUUUAAUUGAUUUUACGAGGUUGGAGCGGCAGUUUUUGGAGGAUUAUGAAACUGAUGACUUAGAUCUGAUAGACCCUUUGAGAUUCUCAAACUUACAGUUAACUGAAUUUCUUAGUAGAUAUAAAGAUAGUAACUCCGAUGUGUUAAAUUCUCUUAGACUUUUAAAGAAUAUCCUCGAAAAAGAUGAUUAUGCUCGAAAUUCCUUACCUCGCAUUAUUGAAGAAGACUUGGGCAUUGCAGAAUUGUCAUCAGGCUUGGCUAAUGAAUGUAUAGGAUCUCCUGAAAAUAAAGAUGAUGAUGGUACUAUUUCCACUCAAAAAGAGCUAUCAGUUAAGCACAAUGAGAUGCAACAGCUGGAACUAUCGCCAUUAGAAAGGGGGAUCAAUAAGUCUCCUGCCAGUUUAGGAACAGAUAACCUACUGUAUUUACGGGACGGCUAUCGUGAGUUAAAGAGCCAGGCGCAAUCUACUUAUAGUUUAGGUGAACAAGAAGUUGAGACGUUGAAGAAAAAAAUUUCCAAUUUGGAACAAACACAAAGUGAGAAGGAUGAAGAACUUGAACGUUUUGGCACCUACUGCUGUUCCCUUGAACAAAAAAUCGAUGAAUUGGAAGAAUUUACUCAACAACUAAGUGCGGAAAAUCACAGGUUGCAAGAGAUUACAAAAGUUCAUGAUAGUCAUGUUACAAUUUCUACUCAGAUCAAUAUGGAAUCAGAAGAUAAAAAAGUUGAAGAGUGGACCAGAAAAUAUUUUAUUUUAAAUGCUGAACAUGAGAAAGUGAGCCAGCAAGUGGCCACUAUGGAAGUGGAAAAACAAGAAAUUAUCCAAUUACUGAAUUACAUUAAACAAGAAAAUGCGAAUUUAAACAAUGAGAAUAAAAAAUUGCUGGAACAAGUUAAGAAACGGGACACAAAACGUUUUGAAAUAAACUCUGAACAUCAGAAAUUGUCAGAAAUUAACAAACAAUCAGAAAAAAUAGAAUUGACACAACAAUUGCAGUCCAUGAAACAAGAGAAUUCAGAUUUGACCAUUGAGAAUCAAAAAUUACAGGAACAAACUGACGCUGAACAUGAACAAUUGUUGCAAGUUAACAAGCAAAUAAGAGAAAUAGAAUUAGAAAAAAUCGAAAUGAUGCGACGAAUGCAAUCUAUACAACAAGAGAAUUCAGAUUUUAAUAUUCAAAAUCAAAAUUUGAAGGAAGAAAUUAACAAAUUGCAAGAAAAAAUUAGCGAGCAAGCAACGCUUGAAUUAGAAAAUCUACAACUUGAGAAUUUAAACAUCGUGAAUCAACAAUUGCAAGAACAAGUUCACACACGGGACGCAAAAUAUUUGGAAAUGAACGUUGAACAUGAAAAAUUGUUAAAAGUUAACAAUCAAAUAAAAGAAAUGGAAUUGGAAAAAAUUGAAGUGACACAAAGACUGCAAUCUAUAAAACAAGAGAAUUCAGAUUUCAAUAUUGAGAAUCAGAAACUGAAGGAACAAGAAAAAGUUAGCAAUGAAUCAACGAUUGAAUUCAAAGAACUAGAAAUUACACAACAAUGGAAUUGCUUAAGAAAAGAAAAUGAUAAUUUAAACAUUGAGAAGCAAAAAUUGCAGAAACAACUUGAAAAGCAGAUGAAAAAAAUGCAAUUAGAAAAAAUAGAAUUUAUUCAAGAAUUGCAAUCUGUAAAACAUGAAAAAAUGUUACAAGUUAACAAGCAAAUUGAAGAAAUGGAAUUACAAAAAAUAGAACUGGCGCAACAACUGCAAUCUAUAACACAAGAGAAUUCAGAUUUCAAUGUCGAGAAUCAAAAACUAAAGGAAGAAGUUAACAAAUUGCAAGAAAAAGUCAGCAAGCAAGCAACGAUUGAAUUAGAAAAACCAGAACUUACGCAACAGUUGAAUUGCAUAAAAAAAGAAAGUGAGAAUUUAAACAUUGAGAAUCAAAAAUUGCAGAAACAAGUGAACGCUGAACAUGAAAAAUUGUUACAAGUUAACAAGCAAAUAAAAGAAAUGGAAUUGGAAAAAAUUGAAUUAACACAAAGACUGCAAUCUAUAAAACAAGAGAAUUCAGAUUUCAAUAUUGAGAAUCAAAAGUUGAAGGAACAAGUUAAAAAAUUGCAAGAAAAAGUUAGCAAUGAAGCAACGAUUGAAUUAAAAGAACUAGAAAUUACACAACAAUUGAAUUGCUUAAAAAAAGAAAAUGAUAAUUUAAACAUCGAGAAUCAAAAAUUGCAGAAACAACUUGAAAAGCAGAUGAAAAAAAUGCAAUUAGAAAAAAUAGAAUUUAUGCAAGAAUUAUCUAUAAAACAUGAAAAAAUGUUACAAGUUAACAAGCAAAUUGAAGAAAUGGAAUUACAAAAAAUAGAACUGGCGCAACAACUGCAAUCUAUAACACAAGAGAAUUCAGAUUUCAAUGUCGAGAAUCAAAAACUAAAGGAAGAAGUUAACAAAUUGCAAGAAAAAGUCAGCAAGCAAGCAACGAUUGAAUUAGAAAAACCAGAACUUACGCAACAGUUGAAUUGCAUAAAAAGAGAAAAUGAGAAUUUAAACGUCGAGAACCAAAAAUUGCAGGAACAAGUUAAAAAGCAGAUGGCGAAAAUGCAAUUAGAAAAAAUGAAAUUUACCCAAGAACUGCAGUCUAUAAAAAAACAGAAUUCAGGUGCAAACAUUGAGAAUCAAAAAUUGCAGAAACAAGUGAACGCUGAACAUGAAAAAUUGUUACAAGUUAACAAGCAAAUAAAAGAAAUGGAAUUGGAAAAAAUUGAAUUAACACAAAGACUGCAAUCUAUAAAACAAGAGAAUUCAGAUUUCAAUAUUGAGAAUCAAAAGUUGAAGGAACAAGUUAAAAAAUUGCAAGAAAAAGUUAGCAAUGAAGCAACGAUUGAAUUAAAAGAACUAGAAAUUACACAACAAUUGAAUUGCUUAAAAAAAGAAAAUGAUAAUUUAAACAUCGAGAAUCAAAAAUUGCAGAAACAACUUGAAAAGCAGAUGAAAAAAAUGCAAUUAGAAAAAAUAGAAUUUAUGCAAGAAUUGCAAUCUAUAAAACAUGAAAAAAUGUUACAAGUUAACAAGCAAAUUGAAGAAAUGGAAUUACAAAAAAUAGAACUGGCGCAACAACUGCAAUCUAUAACACAAGAGAAUUCAUAUUUCAAUGUCGAGAAUCAAAAACUAAAGGAAGAAGUUAACAAAUUGCAAGAAAAAGUCAGCAAGCAAGCAACGAUUGAAUUAGAAAAACCAGAACUUACGCAACAGUUGAAUUGCAUAAAAAAAGAAAAUGAGAAUUUAAACAUCGAGAACCAAAAAUUGCAGGAACAAGUUAAAAAGCAGAUGGCGAAAAUGCAAUUAGAAAAAAUGAAAUUUACCCAAGAACUGCAGUCUAUAAAAAAACAGAAUUCAGGUGCAAACAUUGAGAAUCAAAAAUUGCAGAAACAAGUGAACGAUGAACAUAAAAAAUUGAUAAACGCUAACAAGCAAAUAAAAGAAAUGGAAUUCGAAAAAAUUGAAUUGACACAAAGACUACAAUCUAUAAAACAAGAGAAUUCAGAUUUCAAUAUUGAAAAUCAAAAGUUGAAGGAACAAGUUAAAAAAUUGCAAGAAAAAGUUAGCAAUGAAGCAAGCAAUGAAUUAAAAGAACUAGAAAUUACACAACAAUUGAAUUGCUUAAAAAAAGAAAAUGAUAAUUUAAACAUUGAAAAUCAAAAAUUGCGGAAACAACUUGAAAACCAGAUGGAAAAAAUUAAAUUAGAAAAAAUAGAACUUAUGCAAGAAUUGCAAUCUAUAAAACAUGAAAAAAUGUUACAAGUUAACAAGCAAAUUGAAGAAAUGGAAUAUAAAAAAAUAGAACUGACGCAACAACUGCAAUCUAUAACUCAAGAGAAUUCAGAUUUCAAUGUCGAGAAUCAAAAACUAAAGGAAGAAGUUAACAAAUUGCAAGAAAAAGUCAGCAAGCAAGCAACGAUUGAAUUAGAAAAACCAGAACUUACGCAACAGUUGAAUUGCAUAAAAAAAGAAAAUGAGAAUUUAAACAUCGAGAAUCAAAAAUUGCAGGAACAAGUUAAAAAGCAGAUGGCAAAAAUGCAAUUAGAAAAAAUGAAAUUUACCCAAGAACUGCAAUCUGUAAAAAAACAGAAUUCAGAUGCAAACAUUGAGAAUCAAAAAUUGCAGAAACAACUGAACGCUGAACAUGAAAAAUUGUUACAAGCUAACAAGCAAAUAAAAGAAAUAGAAUUAGAAAAAAUAGAAAUGACGCGACAGCUGCAAUCUAUAAAACAAGGAAAUAUUGAAUUAGAAAAAUCAGAACUUAUGCAGCAUUUGAAUUACUUAAAAAAAGAAAAUGAAAAUUUAAACAUUGAGAAUCAGAAAAUGCAGGAACAAGUUAAAAAUCAGAUGGAAAAAAUACAAUUUGAAAAAAUAAAAUUUAUUCAAGAGCUGAAGGCAAUGACACAAGAGAAUGAACAUUUAAAAAUAGAAAUGAAUCAACUUUUUAAAACAAUUAGCAAGACAAAAGCAGACCUUCAAGUAGAAAAAGAUCUGUUUAAGCAAAAACACGAUAAGGAAUUAUCAAAAUUAACUCAAGAGCUAAACAGUAUCCUUCAUACAAAAAAUAAUUUGGAAUCUGACAACAGAAAAUUAAUUCAAGAAUUAGAAUUAUUAAAGAAGGAAUUUACUGGCAGGAAGAAAAGUUUGGAGAUGCGAAAGCAUGAGGAAAAAAUAAAUGACAAACAUAAAGGAAAAAUGACGUCUCCCGUUGACCAUCGCAAACAAAAAAGGCAUUCGCUUCACGAUCUUAACAGAGCGUUGCCCGAAGAAUGCGUCUUAAAUUCAGUCUGCUCUCAAUGUCAGCCAAUAUUGGGGACACUAAUUGAACAACAUCGGAAAAAGGAUUCGAUAAAACAAGAAAUUAUUUCCGAUCUGGAAAAUAAAUUGCGUAAUUGUAAAGGAACGUUCACCGUUUCUUCGCUCGGAAGGGAACUAGAAGAUAACGAAUUGUCGAAUGAAAAUAUAGGGCCGCGAAAUACAGUAAAAAUGUCUGACUGUAAACUUGAACGAUUUAAAACCCAGGCCCAGAAACGGGACGCAUCAUGCCAAGUGACGUUAAUUGAUGCAAACAAAUAUGAAUUCGCAAAAAGUCUGGCUGACUUAAGAAGAAUCCAGGGCAACUAUUUAAGGAAGCAACUCAAUUUACCUAAAGAUUGUCCCAUUGUUGUGCCUGGCACCAGCAGCAAAAAUUAAGCCGGUGAUAAAAGUUUGCUGGAGUUAAAUAUUUUCGUUUAUUUGUUUGUUUUCUUGUUUUGUACUUUGUUCUUUUUGUACCUGAAAAUUAGCAAUAGUUAAUAUGUGAUACAAUUUUAGUUCUUGUUUUUCCAUACCAAAGUUAAAUACUUAAAAAUGUUUUUGUAUUUUUGUUUAUAAUUAAAAAUGAUAAUUAAUAAUUAAUCAAUUUAAUUGUCCUAUGACUGCAAAUACUACAGUUUAUUAUAGUUCGAAUUCUCUCCCACAAUAUGACAACAGCUUAAU
This is a messenger RNA of Cylas formicarius (sweet potato weevil), 7289 nucleotides long. RefSeq lists its product as uncharacterized. Gene Ontology annotation, biological process: mitotic cell cycle; microtubule-based movement. Lineage: Eukaryota; Metazoa; Arthropoda; Insecta; Coleoptera; Brentidae. The record is from RefSeq and is a predicted model, not a curated record. The transcript has 9 exons. Gene Ontology annotation, cellular component: microtubule. The coding region runs from base 351 to 7004 and encodes 2217 amino acids. Gene Ontology annotation, molecular function: plus-end-directed microtubule motor activity; ATP binding; microtubule binding.